AUGGUGAGACGACUUCCAGGAGAUAUCGAAGAUGGACCUGGUAAUGGGCUCGGGGUUGGGGGCGAGAUUCCCAAGGCGAAGUUGCCAGAAUCAUCAGCGAACUGGCUGUCGAUCUUGCUAUUCGCAUGGCUGAGCCCGACCCUGAGAAUAGGCUACACCAGGCCUCUACAGGCUGACGACUUGUAUGAUAUGCCCGACAAUAGGCGGGCCGAAAAUCACGCCGAUAAACUCGAGCACAGUUGGGCGGCGAGGAUGAAAAGAAACAGAAAUAUGCCAGCCGAGUCCGGUUCGUGGAAGCCAUUUUGGAUGCGUCGCAGGAGCGACAGCACAGUCCUGGCAAUGUCGCUCAACGACGUCUGCUUCCGCUGGUUCUGGCUUGGCGGCAUGUUCAAGCUGGCUGGCGAUCUCACUCAAAUGGUGACGCCGCUGAUUAUCCGUUUCGCUAUCUCCUACCUGUCCGAUCCGUCCCCGUAUGCCACACGUGCGGGAUUCGGCCUCGUUACCGGCCUUUUCCUCGUCCUCGUUUUCUCGGUAACCUCCAACGUGCAUGGCUUCUACCGAUCAUAUACGACUGGCGUUCUACUCAGAGGCGCACUUAUGCACACGAUCUACCGUCGGGCGACGUCGGACCAGCUCACGGAGAGGGCCAAGCUACGCAACGGCUACACGGGAGUUGGCAAGCUCAUGAGUCUGAUGAGCGCCGACGUGACGCGAAUUGACUUUUGCUGCGCGUAUUUCCACUCGGCCUGGACUAGCAUCCUCCAGAUGCUGCUGUGCUUCGCCCUGACCGUGUGGACCAUGGGCUACAGCGCCCUGCCUGGCUUCGGCCUGCUGGUGUUGCUGUACCCCCUGCAGACCUUCAUGGUGGGCAUGUUGCUGAAGCUUCGGAGGGGCAGCAUGCCCUUCACGGACGCAAGAGUCAAGGCCGUUGUGGAGGCCGUUUCAGCGAUUCGGCUCGUCAAGACCAAUGCCUAUGAGGAGAGCCUCCUCGCUAAGAUCGGGCACCUCAGGGGUGACGAGGUUGUUUACAUCCGCAAGCGAAUGCUGUUCCGGGCACUCAACACUGCGGUUUCUUAUACGGCACCGAUGAUCGCUGCGGUUCUGGCAAUCGUAACUUACGGGGCUACGCAGGGUGGCCUGAAGGCUGAUGUUAUUUUCUCAUCACUCACCUUCUUUAUGCUGCUGAGGACGCCGUUGCAGGCUUUACCUGUGGCGCUUUCAGCCAUUGCAGAUGCCCGUGCAGCGCUUGAGCGCUUGUCCAUCUUUAUGCUUGCUUCAGACACGGGUGGCCCAAUCCCCCCGAAGUUCGUGGGCAGCCGCAUAAACCCAGAACUUGAUGGGGAGAAGCCAGCCCAGACAGUUGUGGUGGUCGAGAGCGCUACCUUUGCUUACCACGAUCACGAGGAUCUUCCGGGCGAAAGAAGCGAGACUUUUUCUCAAAACACCACGGAGACGGUCCAGCUUGAGAAGAAGCAGGAAGCAGCCGGCAGUCCAGCUUUGACAGCACAAUCUCAGAAAGCUCAAAGGCUGCACAUCGACUCACUCAUCGUCGAGAGGAACCAGCUCGUCUGUAUCGUUGGGCCCGUUGCAUCCGGGAAGACGUCCAUAUUCCGUGCUCUUAUGGGAGAUAUGCACCCCAUCCAAGCCCAGAAUUGCCAGGUCAACACGCCCUCGCUCGCCUACGCGCCCCAGUCUGCCUGGCUGCUCAGCGAGACAGUCAGGGAGAACAUCCUCUUCGGCCGGCCCUUCGACCAGGCCUGGUACCAGGAGGUACUGACUCGGUGCUGUCUUCACCGGGACAUGGAGAGGCUGCCAGAGGGAGACAGGACAGUGGUAGGAGAGAUGGGCGUGUCGCUCUCAGGUGGUCAGAAGCAGCGUAUCAGCCUGGCCAGAGCCAUCUACGGCCGGAGCCCGCUGCUAUUCCUUGAUGACUGUUUUUCGGCUUUGGAUGCGGACGUCGGCAAGCAAGUUUUUGAGAUGGUGGUAAACCGUGCUCGUCGCAAUAAGGAAGCUACUGUCGUGCUCGUCACGCACUCAAUGGUUCUCGCCUCGCAGGCGGACCGCGUGGUAUACAUGGACAGAGGCCGCAUCGUAGAGCAGGGCGAAUUUGCGUUUCUCUCUCGUCGUGGUGGUCCAUUUACUCGUUUUGUUGGAACAUCCAUGGACUCAUGGUCAGCUGCGCAGGACGAAGAGAAAACUUGCGACGAGCAUCGAGGAGGAGAGUCGAGGCGAGAACCCCCCUCGUCGGAGUCUGCCUCAUCUGAGGAAGGCCCAGAGACCAACAAUGGCAACAAGAAGAAGCCACAAGCGGAAGGUCGCGGGAAGGAUAUAAUGCAGAAAGAAGAGCGCCUGGUCGGUUCUGUCAGCGGCAAGACAUAUCUUCGCUACGUCCUGAUGGGCAACGCAUACAUCACGGUGCCGCUAUUUGUGACCUCAAUAUUCAUCUACCAGGGCACGAGCGUCGUCUCGCCGCUGUGGUUGACGUGGUGGGAGGGUGGCAAGUACCCGAACAUCACCGAGUCCGAGUAUAUGGGUGGCUACGCGGCAUUCGGAAUAGGGCAGUCGGUCGGGCUAUUCUGCAUGAGCGCCAGCUUUGCUCUCUUCUGCUUCUACUGCUCCAACCGGCUGCACCACGCCGCCAUUGCCCGCGUGCUACACGCUCCCGUGGCGUUUUUCGACACAACACCCCAGGGCCGCAUCACGCACCGCUUCAGCAAGGACGUCGAUGCUGUCGAUAACGUCGUCGGAGAGACGCUGCGCCUGUUCAUCUCAACCACCGUCCAAGCCAUUGGCACCAUCAUCCUCGUCACCAUCAUCCUACCGCCCUUUCUCGCCAUCGCCGCCGUGCUGCUGCUGGUCUAUACCUGGACGGGCAUGUACUACCGCCCCUCUGCCCGCGAGCUGCGCCGCCUUAACAACUUGCUGCGCAGCCGCAUCUAUGAGCAUUUUGGCGAGUCGCUCUCCGGCCUGGCCACGCUCAAGGCGUUUGGUGCCGUCUCCCGAUUCGUAGAGGAUAACGCCCGCCGCAUUGAUACCGAGAACACGGCCUACUGGAUGUCGGUGGCUUGUCAGCGGUGGCUCAACCUACGUUUGGACCUUUGCGGUGCAGUGCUCGUAUUCAUCACCGGCCUGCUCGUGGUUGGGCUCCGCGGCACGAUCAGCGCCUCAGCUGGCGGUGUGGUGCUCUCUUACGUUGUCCAGGCCCAAUCCGUCUUCGGCAACAUGAUCCGCCAAAGCGCCGAGAUCGAGAACAACAUGAAUUCGGUCGAAAGGAUGUUGCACUACGCGUACAACAUUGAGCAGGAGCCACCCUAUGAGGUUGACAAUGUUGACAAAGACCUGGAGGCUAAGGCGUGGCCGCAAAAUGGUCAUGUUGAGUUCAGGGACCUUACUCUCAGCCACCGGCCUGGUCUGCCCCCGGCGCUGAGGGAGGUUACGUUGGACAUUAGGCCUGGCGAGAAAGUUGGCAUUGUUGGGCGCACUGGCGCAGGAAAGACUACUCUGAUAUCGGCCCUAUUAAGGAACACGGAGCCCACGAGCGGGAAGAUUGUCAUCGACGGAAUCGACAUACACACAAUUGGUCUCAGUCUGCUGCGGUCAAGCAUGUCAGUCAUAAGUCAGGAUGCUGUGCUGCUUGCCGGCACUAUUAGAUACAACCUGGAUCCAUUCCAGCAAUAUGACGACGGCUGGCUGCAGAAGUGCCUGAGCAGGGUCAAGCUCGCAGGUACGGAUGAACAAAAAGAGAUUUUCGACGCAAGCCCUAGCCCAACCGCCAGCGAAGACAUGAUCGAGCUCGAGAAGCAGGAGACUGCCCUCUCAGUGCGCGGGACAGGAGGCCUCAGCCUGGACUUCGAGGUCAAGGAGAACGGGGCCAACAUCUCCCAAGGCCAGCGGUCGCUUAUCUCUAUCGCGCGAGCAUUGGUGAGACGGUCGAAGAUCGUCAUUAUGGACGAGGCCACAGCUUCGAUUGACGGGCAUGCGGACGCAAAACUGCAGGAAAUGCUGAAUGAGGUCCUCGGGGAUGCGACAGUUCUGACCGUGGCCCAUCGCCUGGACACUAUCAUCACUACGUGCGACCGCGUUGUUGUGAUGGAUCACGGGCGUGUGGCUGAGUUUGACGGCAUCCCAGAGCUCUUUGCCCAGCGCGACAGUAUUUUCAGGUCGCUUUGCGAUGCGUCCAAGAUUACUGUCUAG
This is a messenger RNA of Diaporthe batatas, 4194 nucleotides long. RefSeq lists its product as uncharacterized. The coding region runs from base 1 to 4194 and encodes 1397 amino acids. Gene Ontology annotation, biological process: transmembrane transport. The record is from RefSeq and is a predicted model, not a curated record. Gene Ontology annotation, molecular function: ATP binding; ATP hydrolysis activity; ABC-type transporter activity. Gene Ontology annotation, cellular component: membrane. The transcript is spliced from 3 exons. Lineage: Eukaryota; Fungi; Ascomycota; Sordariomycetes; Diaporthales; Diaporthaceae.